AUGACUCUCGUCCAGUACAUUGUAUUACGUCGUGAUUUAUCAACCAUAUUAAAUUGGCCAUUAGGUGCAUUGAUUGCACAAGGUUGUCAUGCGGCAACUGCAGCCAUUGCUACUUAUUACACACAUUCCGAUACAAUGUUGUAUUUGCAAGCAUUGAAUAGCAUGCAUAAAAUUGUGCUAGGUGUGGAUAAUGCAGAACAAUUGGAAAACAUUGCAAAGAAAUUGAAAGAUGCUAAUAUUGAUUGUUAUUUGUGGAUAGAACAACCGGAAAAUCUCUGCACAGCACUAGCUACACGUCCUUAUGAGAAAUCAAUAAUUCAAGUGUAUUUUAAAGGACUUAAAUUACUAUCAUGA
Messenger RNA from Schistosoma turkestanicum, 354 nucleotides. Lineage: Eukaryota; Metazoa; Platyhelminthes; Trematoda; Strigeidida; Schistosomatidae. The record is from the annotation of a GenBank genome assembly.